AUGGAUAAGGAUUAUUUCAUGAGAGACAAAGCUCCUGUAGAACCAGUUGCACAAGGGGAUGAUGACACCACCCUUGCUGAGCGCACUGCUGCUUAUGAGAAGGAAAAGGAGCGUUGGGAGCGCUCUGACAGAGUUGCUCUCAUGGUCAUGGGUUUGACCAUCAGUCCCACUAUCAAGGGAGCUCUUGAGAAGGAGCCUAAGAGUGCUAAGAGCUUCAUGACGAGCAUUGAGGAGUACUUCAAGGGAUCUACAAAGUUCAAUGCGAGUAACCUCCUAUCCCAGCUCAUGUCCGCUAAGUACAAUGGACAAGGUAAUGUCAGGGAGCACAUUAUGGGGAUGGUGGACAUCCGGGAUAAGCUUAAGGACCUGGAUUUCCCCCUUAAUGAUGCUACAUUGCUUCACCACGUCAUGAUCUCCCUCCCGCCAGUUUUUUAG
This is a messenger RNA of Panicum virgatum (switchgrass), 435 nucleotides long. RefSeq lists its product as uncharacterized. The record is from RefSeq and is a predicted model, not a curated record. The coding region runs from base 1 to 435 and encodes 144 amino acids. The transcript has a single exon. Lineage: Eukaryota; Viridiplantae; Streptophyta; Magnoliopsida; Poales; Poaceae.